This is a messenger RNA of Salvelinus fontinalis (brook trout), 7107 nucleotides long. RefSeq names its product inositol polyphosphate 5-phosphatase OCRL-like. The record is from RefSeq and is a predicted model, not a curated record. Lineage: Eukaryota; Metazoa; Chordata; Actinopteri; Salmoniformes; Salmonidae. The coding region runs from base 667 to 3681 and encodes 1004 amino acids. Gene Ontology annotation, cellular component: cytoplasm; membrane. Gene Ontology annotation, molecular function: inositol phosphate phosphatase activity; phosphatidylinositol-4,5-bisphosphate 5-phosphatase activity. The transcript has 24 exons. Gene Ontology annotation, biological process: phosphatidylinositol dephosphorylation; signal transduction.
CUUUGGGCUAACACAUACAAACAGUUUGAUGCUGGAGCAGGCCUUAUGAUUCUGAUAAUAUAAGUCCAGCCUGUUCUGAUGUAGCCUGUGUAUGGGAAUUAAUAUUUUUUCCUUCCCAUAUUAUGACCCCGUCCUUCUCUUUUAAUAUGUAUGCGCAAAUGAUGCGCAGCGUAGAAGUUCUCAUUAGCGAAAUCUGACACUGGCUGUAACCACACGUCGCAAGUCCGGGGUUUUCGUAGCAGCUGGAUGGCUAGCUGUCUAGCUUGGCAUCUGGAAGCUGUGACAUUGAAGAGGAGGGAAGACAGCAUUGAAGACAAGGUGCCACAUGGAGGAUUUACUAGCGAUCUAAUUACAUUAUUAUCAAAGCUAGCUAUGCUACCGGCAUUUUGAUGAACACAGCUACCGUUAGUUAACUACCACGCAUAUUUUGUGUGACCGCGAACGUGAGUUGCGUCUGAAAACAAACUUCCAGGACCAAACUAACAUUUUCUCAUGACAGCAAUAUCAACAUAGCAUGACUACUACUAGCCUAGGCCCUAGCACUCCCUCGCCGGUUAAACGUCCCGGUAGACAGCUGUCAUCCGGGACUUUCCUUGGGUAAAACGUCUGGACGGUCCGUGUAUAUACCAAUAGUUACCACCCGUAGCUAAAUAUAUAUUGGUGAGAAUGGAUUCCUCAUCGAGCUUCGGGAGUGACGAGCAGUGCUUGGCAACUGUAAGAGGACAGGAGGUAAGGCUUUCCGGUCAGAAGGAGCCCAGGCUACUGUCACUGAUUGAGUUCUCUGGGGAGUUUAUGUUAGGUGUUUUGGCUAACCCUGAUACUGUUGUGUCCUGUCCAGUAUAUCAGUUGUCCAUACCCAUCAACAGUCAUUUUCAGAUUGUGCGAGAGGUCGAAGAAGCGCUGCUCAUUGACUUGCCAUCAAAAACUUGCAUUAGGAUACGGGUCAGAGGGGAGAAAGCCCUGGAGCUGAUUCUGGAGCUCCAGGAUGAUGAGCGCAGCCAGUCCUUCUUCUCCCAGUUGAAGAGAGCCAAGCAGCAAGUCGAGUCCAAAAGCACGCAAAUCAAAGCGAUGGAUCCUAUCAUGCCGGCUCCCUGCAAAGUCUCUGCCCCAGUCCCACCCAUCCCUCCUCAGAGAGGGAUCCACAAAGCUGUCAACUCUCACACCAAGCCCACCGGCAUACCGCCACCGCCUCCCAACCUCAACAACAGCUCUUCAGCCAACCAGACCGGCACAGCUGACAGACAGGACCCAGCUCUUUCUCUGGCCAUAGACUUUGGCUUCGAGGACAACUUCAAUCAUUCCCUCAAAGUGGAGGAGAAGAAGAACCAGCAGAAUGGCAUCGGGCCCCCCCGGGAAGCUCCUCCAGUUCCCCCUCUGCCUCCCCGUAAAGGCUCCUACACUCCCUCCAAUCCUCUCCCACCCACGCCCAUCCCCCCUUCCAAAGACAGAGUUUCGUCCAUACAGGCUAAAGAUGCCGCCUUCAUCACGCCUGCCAAAACAGAUCUUAGUGUUGACCGGCCCACCUCGUGGAGUGACAGCCCCACCACCAACAGCAUGCGGAACGCCAUGUUCUCCACUCAGGCCAGCCAGAGAGAGUACCUCAUCAAACACCGCCUGGCCAAGAAGGAGGAGGAGUACGUAGACAUCAAGGACUUCAGAUUAUUUUCUGGAACAUGGAAUGUGAAUGGCCAGUCUCCAGACAGCAGUCUAGAGCCCUGGCUGUGUUGUUCGCUAGAACCCCCUGACGUCUACGCUCUGGGUUUCCAGGAGCUGGACCUGAGCACGGAGGCCUUCUUCUAUCUUGACUCCUCUAAGGAGCAGCUGUGGGUGGAGGCUGUGGAGAGAAGUCUCCACCCCAAAGCCAAGUACAAGAUGGUGCGUACCAUCCGACUAGUGGGCAUGAUGCUGGUGGUGUUUGUCAACAAGGUGCACAAGAAUCACAUUAAAGAGGUUGCGGCGGAGCACGUGGGAACUGGUAUCAUGGGAAAAAUGGGCAACAAGGGAGGUGUGGCGGUGCGCUUUGUGUUCCACAACACCAGUUUCUGCUUUGUCAACUCCCACCUGGCGGCCCACGUCGAGGACUUUGAGAGGAGGAACCAGGACUACAAAGACAUCUGUGCCCGCAUGAGCUUCCACAUGCUAGACCACCCUCCCCUCAAUAUCGUCAAACACGAUGUAGUGAUCUGGGUAGGAGAUCUGAACUACCGGUUGUUUGUGUAUGAUGCAGCUGAGGUCAAACAGCUCAUCUCCCAAAACCAACUGAGGAAACUGCAGGAGUAUGACCAGCUAAAUAUCCAGAGACAGAACAAGCGAGCUUUCACAGACUUCAUGGAGGGAGAGAUCAAUUUCAUGCCCACGUACAAGUAUGACGCCAAGACGGACCGCUGGGACUCUAGUGGGAAGUGUCGUGUCCCAGCGUGGUGCGAUCGGAUCCUGUGGAGGGGCAAUAAUGUGAAGCAGCUCCACUACAGGAGUCACAUGGAACUGAAGACCAGCGACCACAAGCCUGUCAGCUCCCUCUUCAGUGUCGGGGUGAAGGUGGUGAACGAGGCGCGCCACAAGAAAGUCUUUGAGGAGAUCGUGCGCAUGAUGGACAGGAUGGAGAACGAAUUCCUCCCGUCUCUGGCACUGACCCACAGAGAGUUCACCUUUAAGGACGUCAAGUUCCGCCAGCUGCAGCGGGAGAGUUUUGUGAUCUCUAACGACGGGCAGGUCGCCUGCCACUUUGUCUUCAUCCCCAAGCUCAACGACUUGCAGUACUGCAAGAACUGGCUCCGCGCUGAGCCCAGCGAAGGCUUCCUAGAGCCCAACGAAACUUUAGAGAUCUUCCUGGAUGUGUACGUGAGCAAGGACUCGGUGACGCUGCUCAACUUGGGAGAGGACGCCAUCGAGGACAUCCUGGUGCUGCACCUGGACCGAGGCAAGGACUAUUUCAUCACCAUCUCAGGCAACUACCUGCCCAGCUGCUUCGGUACCUCGCUGGAGACCCUGUGCCACAUAAAGAAGCCCAUCCGGGAGGUCCCCAUCACCAAGCUCAUCGACCUGGGAGAGGACAGCUACAUGGAAAAGGAGAAGUCCAGGAUGAGCUUCCUGAUGGUGGACAGUGCUGGCACGGAGGACAAGCCCUUAAAGAUUCCCAAGGAGGUGUGGCUGCUGGUGAACCACCUCUUUACUAUGUCCUGCCAGCAGGAGGACCUGUUCCAGACACCAGGCCUGCAGGAGGAGCUGCAGAGUGUCAUCGACUGCCUGGACACCAGCAUUCCUGACUCCAUCCGUAUCCUCACUCAUAUGUCCCCAGUCAUUCCUGACUCCAUCCCUGGUUGUAACCACUCGGUGGCCGAGGCCCUGUUGAUAUUUCUGGAAGCUUUGCCUGAGCCAGUGGUCUGUUACGAGCUCUACCAGCGCAGCUUGGACUGCUCCCAUGACAGCCGCCUCUGCAAACAGUUGAUCUCCCAGCUGCCCCGGGCUCACCGCAACGUCUUCCGCUACCUGAUGGCCUUCCUCAAGGAGCUGCUGAAAUAUGCCCACAACAACAACCUCACUGCCAACCUCAUAGCUACCCUCUUUGCCAGCUUGCUCAUCCGGCCCCCGCCCAACAUGGUGGGCCGACAGACAGCGCAGGACCGACAGAGAGCCAUCGACUUCAUUCUGGGCUUCCUCAUGGGAGGGGACGAGGAGUGAGGGGUCAGGGAAUCAGACAGCCUGGACCUUUUGAUGACAGACUGAGGAAUGGGGUUUUGGUGGACACAAGGUGUAUGUAUGUGUGUAAGGGACCAUGGUGGAUUGUGUUGUGGGAGAACAAACAGUGCAAUUAUAUGGGACCCAUAUCAUACUCUUAUCAAUGCCCCAGCCCCCAGCCUUUGUAGUGCUGUACUUCAGUCACUCACAACCAUCAACAUUAACCAAAUCCCAUAGUUUUCACCUCUGCUCAUUGUGUGGCUGCAGGACCAGGAGUUUAGGUGUUGGCAGCUUGGAGUGACAGUGAACAGUCAACUAACUGACGCCCCACUCCCCAGGCAACCCCUCCCCCAUGCCCCAUUCAACCCCCACUGAGGACUGUUCCGUGCCCCAUUCAACCCCCACUGAGGACUGUUCCGUGCCCCAUUCAACCCCCACCUAGGACUGUACCGUGCCCCAUUCAACCCCCACUGAGGACUGUUCCGUGCCCCAUUCAACCCCCACUGAGGACUGUUCCGUGCCCCAUUCAACCCCCACCUAGGACUGUUCCGUGCCCCAUUCAACCCCCACCGAGGACUGUUCCGUGCCCCAUUCAACCCCCAGUGAGGACUGUACCGUGCCCCAUUCAACCCCCACCUAGGACUGUUCCGUGCCCCAUUCAACCCCCAGUGAGGACUGUUCCGUGCCCCAUUCGACCCCCAGUGAGGACUGUUCCGUGCCAAAACGACUCCCUUACCUGAUUUGAAUGUGAACUCUGAAUGGAAGUACAAUAUAUAUGUAUGAACCCACAGAUACUAAGAUAAUGAUGAUCCGUUAGUACGUUACACUAAAGAUACACAUAGAGGGUCGUGCAGAAGAUUUGGAUCGCAUUCUACCUGGUGGAUACUCCUCUCAGAGUGAACGAUUCAACCCAUGGGUACGUAGUGAUAUUGGACGCAAGAGACUUCUGGUGAACACAGAGAGACUAAAUGAAUCCUUGCUUGUCCGAAAUACCGACCAAGGAAGUUUGACGUUCUUCUACAAGAUAAUGAUGACAAUCCGGAGCAGUCCUUUCUGGGAUCUGGGAGACAUAUUGGGAGAUGUGUUAGAACUGUCAGUGGGCUGUGGUUUAAACAAAUGUUAUUUAUGAUUUAUAUUUUUUCCUUACAUAACUUUGUACGAUCUUUUAGAGUUUAUUUCAACUUCAUACUUGUUUUAAGAGACCAGAUUUUGGAUAUUGUUUGACCGCCCAUGGUUGUUCAAGCCUACCUUUUGCUUCUGGCAUACUGAAACACGUGCUGUUCAAAAUCAGUGAAGGUGUGUUGGGGAUUGUGUGUAACUUAAUCUUGAGUGUUAUCGUGAGUUAGGCUGAUUUCUCCAUUCAAGUACAUUACAACUCUGAACCCAAGUCAGACUAACUUCACAGUAGAGUGAUCAGUCAUCCCUCCUGCUUGUACAGUAUAUGCUAUUCUACGGGCCAGUUUCUCAGACCCAGAUUCAUCUUAUUGGAGAGUAACAUUCUCGAUUGAGCAUGCUUUUUCUUAGUUCAAGAGUGGUUCAAUGUGGUUGUCUCACCCAGCUAUCUUAAGAUGAAUGCACUAAUUGUAAGUCGCUCUGGAUAAGAGUGUCUGCUACAUGACUAAAAUGAGUAGGCUUUUAAUCUGAGUCUGGGAAAACCCCUCCCUACAGUGUGCUACAGAACAUAACAAAGACAAACCCACUACGGCAUCGAUGUCUUAACUGUUGCAAACAGUCCCUCUCCUGUCCGCAUUGACCUCUUGUGUUUCUUUUCACUCUGCUGUCACCUCUUAAUAUGGUGGUGCAAACUGUGUGUUCAAUAUGUAUGUAUUGUUUGUUGGUCAUGCAGGUACCAUCGUUUAACUUUUCCUCAUGCUUGUUUAUAUUUUCUUUCCUCGCUUCAGCCUCGUUGUCUGCCUCGCUGUCUGCCUUCAUACUGGUUAGAGCCUCAUUGUAUUGGGCCUGUGUGCUCAGGCAACGGCCUUUUUUGUCACAGUUGAUUCAGACAAUAUAAUGCCCUGUUUUACUGUCUGAGUUUCAUCUAAAGUAGCACCCUAUACCCUAUAUAAUGCACUACUUUUGACCAGAGAGCGCUGGUCAAAAGUAGUGCGCUAUAUAGGGAAAAGGGUGCCAUUUCGGACGCACGCUAAUACUUUUUUCAGUGGCAAAGCAUUUUUUACAGUGCAGGUUGAACAGGAUUUAGAUGUUCAUUACUCCCCGCUGAGACAAAACAGUUUUUUCCCCUAAUGCUGUCGUGGAACGUGUUAUGGUUGUGAAACGAGGAACUCUAAUGCUGUGACAUUUCUACAGUGUUUCUUCCCUUUGUUUUCCACACUGUCGUCUAGUAAUGUUAGUAGUAAGGUGUCAAAACAGCUCCUGGCUGGCCUGUUGUGUGGCACGGUUGGUCUAUGACACUUGUUUCCACUGGAAACGGUUCCCGUUCUUAUGUCUCCAGUCAACUAAUCUAGCCAGAAAAGCCUGUUACUUAGUCAACAGACAUGUACUGUAAGGAUGAGCCUGGUUUCAUAUACUUUAUGUGCUGUAGCAAACCCCUCUAUGGUUGUCAUGCCACAUGUAAGGUGUGACAGCAUUGAAGAUUUGCCAACACCAAACACACUACAGGUCCAGGCUACUAUAGGUCCAGGCUACUAUAGGUCCAGGCUACUAUAGGUCCAGGCUACUAUAGGUCCAGGCUACUAUAGGUCCAGGCUACUAUAGGUCCAGGCUACUAUAGGUCCAGGCUACUAUAGGUCCAGGCUACUACAGGUCCAGGCUACUACAGGUCCAGGCUACUACAGGUCCAGGCUACUACAGAAAAGGCAUUCAACGUUUUAAUAUUGCAUAAUCUCGUAGCUAACACAAUGACAGGCUGUUAAUCAAAGCACUUAACAGUUUGGUUGUCUCUGUCAGCUCUCACCCAGAGAGGAUUUUGAGUGGAGUAGGCCCAAGUCUUGUGUAACUUCCUGACUGCAAUCAUCCGUACAGUACAUUCUAAAAUGGGCCAGAUGCGCUUGUAGCGUUCUUCAGAGUUGUCAUAGACUUAAGCGCUUAGCUUUGCCAAACCGUGAUUGGCCCUGGAUGGAUUGGUACUACCUGUUGUCUCGGACUCUAACCGAGGAGGAACAGUGAAUCUGAGAUUGUCAUCUCAUUCACAACACAAAGCUUUUACAUCAGAGACAAGGUCAACCCCAGCUGCAGAGAUAUUGUCAGAAUUUAAUAUUCAAAUUGGGAGAUCAGCCCACACUCAUGUUGUCCUAGCUGUCCCUUCAUCUGUUGUCUGUCUGUGUUUUCAUGUGAUGUCUUUUCCUGCUCUGCUCCCAUUCAUACUGUGGCUUUUGUAAUGGUCUGUUUAGUAAUAAUGCUACAUGUGCACAGCUGUUUUUGGUAUUUUUUAUUUAUUUAACUGAAAUAAAAUAAUGUAUGAAAAAAACA